AUGAUUACAAUGGAAAAUACAGCUGCCCAAUCAAGUGAUGACUCACUAAGCUCAUCAAGCAGUGUAGAUGAUGAAUUGGACGAGCACAUGGAUAAUGCUACAGGUCCUUUAUGCGCAUGUGGUGCUGGCCAUAUAAGUGUUUUCAGAGCUCGUACAACAAGGAAUGAUGGUAGUUAUUUUUAUAGGUAUCCAUUUGGUAAAGACCAUAGGAAUGCAUUUAUUUGA
This is a messenger RNA of Ilex paraguariensis (yerba mate), 225 nucleotides long. The record is from the annotation of a GenBank genome assembly. Lineage: Eukaryota; Viridiplantae; Streptophyta; Magnoliopsida; Aquifoliales; Aquifoliaceae.